GAAUAAACGCGUCAUGAAUAAGUUCGAUGCUCGACGCUGUUUAUUUGCCUGAAGCUGCUUCCGCGUUAUCAUUAGUAGAGAAACGGGAGUAUUAACGGCUUUAUAUAGAUACUUUUCCCGACUCUUCAGGUCGUACUGUAAAUGUCAGAAAGUUGUACAGUAUAUACAAGCGUUCACAUGGAAACAAGAUCAUGAGGACAUGUAGGUCUUUCUCUUGAAGUUCUUUUAAAGAAGUUUACUGCUUUUCCGGGAUGGCUGAAAGAAGAAGUAUAGAAGAGAAUAAUAGAGAAGACAUAUCACAUUCACCUGGACUUCCUGCUGAGAUUAAGGACUGGGAUAAAGAACAUGUCAGAGACUGGAUUCUUGGAUUAACAGAUGUGGAUAAUGCAUAUGCAAAGAUUUUGUAUGACGAGGAUAUUAAUGGACUAAGUAUUCUUUUACUGGACACAUCUGAUUUUCAGCAUAUAGGCAUUAAGCUGGGACCAGCAAAACGGAUUAUUUACCACAGAGAUGAACGAAAGGGUCACAAGUUAACCAGCUUAGGAAGCCAGACUGGAAAUUCAUGCAAGCCUUAUCCUUUUAAUCGAUUUCACGCUGCCUGCAGAUACAAGCAAAACAGUAUUCUUGAUGUAACAGAAACAGGUGUUCUAAACUUCAUAGAACCAUGUCAUGAAUACAAAGCAUUUAUCAAUUUUCAAAACGCUACAGCAGAGGAAAAGCUGAAAAAAUUCACAGAUGAAAUUAUUAGAUUUGCAUGUGCUUGCAUGAACAGUCGUACUAAUGGUACAAUACAUUUUGGAGUUGGAGAUUUACCUGAUUUCAGUCACGGACAAAUUUUGGGUACUAUAGUCAAAGACAAGGAAUCAUUUAUUAAUAAACUGGCAGAUGUGAUUAAACAGCAGUUUGAACAUAAACACACUGAUGUGGCAAAAAAAUGUAUUAAACCACCAAGGUUUGUUGAGGUUCUUGAAGCUGAUAUGACAUUCUCAUCAAAAUAUGUCAUAGAAGUGGAUGUUGAACCAUCCUUCUUGGUUUGUAAAGACAGCUUUUUUCACAUCUACAAUGAUUCAAGGAAGGCAAAAAAAUCUAAAAUCUUAAAUGAGAAGGACAGUGGUAAAUUGUUUUACAUUCGAGACAACAGCAGUAGCAGAAACCUUCUUGCCCACACUUCUACCCAAAAGUCCUUAGAAGAGUACAACAAACAUGUUGUUAAUAUGGCACACCUGUCUAAGCUGAGACAGGAAGCUGAGGAAAAGCAUCUUACAAUUGUUAAAAGUAGUGUGCAGGGUGCUAAGCUUUGUGAGAUGCUAACAGGAGGCUCCCAGUCUUUGGACAAAUCUCAUUUUGAGCGAUAUGUAUUAGUCACAAACAAAUCCCAUCCAGUUCAAAGAGAAUCUCUAGCAUUUCUUCUGGACAUGAAUCUAACAGCUGUUUUGGACUUUGAUCCAGAGUCUGCUAAGACUGGCUUAAAUAAGCUAUUUGAUGAGAGAAACACAAAUGUUAAUUUGCCGAUGCAGUAUAAAAUCACAGAGCCGGUUGAGGACAUUGCAAAUAAGCUGAAGCUGACCAGAGUCACAAGCUGGGUUUUCUGUAAUGGAGGAGUAAAAAAUGAACAACCUUCUGAGGUGGACAACUGGCUAACAGAGAAAGGUUCCUCCGUUCGUGAUGUUGUGUCAUUCCUCUGCCGAAAAGACGUUCUGCCACCCAAAAAAUUUCUUAUAAUGUUCAUUCUGUUGAGUGAUGUUACUGAUAAGCAUGAUCCUCUCCUUGAGACCUUUAGUAUGUUUUUGCAGGAGCUGAAAGGCACAGAACAAAUCCUGUGCAUAUGUGAAAAUGAAAGAGUUUACACAUACUGGAAAGAUUUAAUUGAAGCUCGAUAUGGAAUAAGCAUAUCCAGAAGGUGCAUUUAUGAGCUCAGUUUUGCAGAGAUUAAUGGUACAGUCCUCAGUUUAUGGUCAGAACAUCGUAAAAAAAACAGAUUUUUGCCUGGUGCUGGUGGUAAGGUAUUACUAUCAAAGAAAGUGGAGGGCACCUUGGAUGCACUGAAUGUUCUCUGUGUUAACCAGUGUGAGGGAGGCAAUGAAGACAAACUGCAACUGGAGGAAAUGUUUUACAAGGGAGGAAAGGUGUCCUGGUGGAACUUCUACUUUUCAGAGCAGCCAGAAUCAACGUCAUUUAUCAAACGAGACAAGUUUGACUACAUAAUUAAUACUAUUAUUCCAGAUAUGUGCUCUCGCAGGCAAGCUUGUGUCCGGUUGAACAUAUUGCAUAUUCCUGGUUGUGGAGGAACAACUCUGGCCAUGCAUGUUUUGUGGACAGUAAAGGAGAAAUUCCGUUGUGCAAUACUGAAAAAUGAAAAUGUUGAUUAUGAAGAUGUAGCACAACAGGUAGUUCACUUGUUGACCUAUGAGACAGUCGAUCAAAAAACACGGCUUCCGGUAAUGCUCCUAACAGACGACUUUGAAGACUUUGAUGCUGUAAAUGAACUUCAACAGCACAUUGAGAAGGAAUGUCAGAAGAAAAAUUUAUCUUCCAGGUCUCCCCAGGUCAUCCUGCUGAAUUGUAUGAGAGCUGACUCAAGGGACCAGACAGAAGCAACAGAUGAUACAGUUUUCAUCAGAAACAAACUAUCUGACUUGGAACAAAAAUUAUUUGAGACAAAGCUAAAAGAAAUUGAAAAGGUUUACAAAAAUGCUGAAACGUUCUAUGGUUUCAUGAUCCUGAAGAAAGGCUUUUCUUCAGAGUACAUACAGGGUGUUGUGAAAAAUACACUCAAGGGCUUCAACUUUAAAAAGAAAGAUGCUCAACUUUUUGCAGUUCUAGUCCUCUUGAGUUGCUACUGCAAGGGUGCAAAGGUGUCAGUCUCUAUAUGUGAAGAAUUUCUUGGUCUGGAAACAAGGCCUGUCUCAACUUCAUGCAAGGCUGAAGAUGGGUUUGGGAAGUUUUCUACACUUGUAACACGAUGCAUAGCAGAGUCUAGUGUGGAGUUUCAGGCUUUGAGAGUGAUCCACACAAGUAUGGCAGAACACUGUUUAACAGAACUUAAAAGUACUUUUAAUAUAACCAAAGCACAGAUCACUGACUUUCUACUAAUAACAGAUGCAUUUUACAGUUGUAUUCAGGGAAAGGAAAAGCUCGUGCAGGACAUUCGCAAUAUGUUGGUGAGAAGACAAUACUCAGCUGAGAGUGGCCGAGCAGAUUUUCAGUUUUCCCCGCUUAUCCAAGCCAUUGAGAAGGAGACUCCAGGGUGUGAAGAAAAUGUUUUGCUAAAUGCUGCCAAACGCUGUGAAAAAGAUGCAGUAAUAUGCCAGCUCCUUGCCAGGUACAACUAUCUGAAGAAAAAAGAUUUUAGAGAGGCAAGCGUUUGGGCAAAGAGGGCGAGAGAUCUCCAGAGGGAUAACUCCUACAUUUGUGAUACCACUGCACAAGUGUUUAAGCAUGAGCUGAAAGAUGCUAUCAGCAAUCACAAAGAUGAUAAAAUAAAACCUGACAUGUUGAAAGAAUAUCUCAAAAUGGCAGAGUCUGCAACAUCGGCUUUUAAAGAAACACAAGAAAUUGCUAAAAGGGAAGUUUCACUUCGAUAUCAAGCAAAAAAAGACUUUAGCCCCUACAACACUGCUGGUCGCCUUGGUGAGCUUCAAGUUGCUGUUAUGGUGAUAAAGAUACUGGAAAGGAUCCCAGUGUUUUCUUUAGGCAUGUUUCGUCAUGACAUUCUAAGUCAGGUUCUCUCAGGUAAAAUUAAAAUACAAGACAUGGCAGGAAAAGACCCCAAAAAGCAGAAGAAUGCAUCCUAUUAUCAUUUUCUGAUGGAAUUUUCUGAUCUUCUGUAUAACCUUAGAGACAACAUGAAGAAGCACUUUGAUUUUCUUGACAAUUACUUUGUCAACUUGAGUUCAUUUUACUCCAAAAAGGACAAUACCAGAGAGUUAUGCACACGAGAGCAGAUCUUUACAUGCUUCAAACAGUAUGUUGACAUUUUUUGUCGUUCAGACACAAAAGAAUUGCAAAGGAACCAGACAUUGAGCAACAUGCUCAAAAUGGAGAAAACACGACAAUGCUUGGAAAAAAACAAAGCUGAUUCCUACAGUGGACUGCUUGCAUUUCUUUCAGAAGAAAAUUCUAAUGAAUUACCAAAAAUUGCAGCAGUGAUUGAGCAAGUCCUCUGUAAUUAUGAGCUUCUUUUGAAAAACUCUCAACUACAAAAUGAAAGGCACUUCAAGGAUAAAGUCAACUUCAUCUAUGCAAAUAUUGUUCUCAGUAAAAUUCGCCCCAACUCUCGGUUUUUGUGGUCUUACAUGAAGCUUCUUAAUUUUGUCAGUGAUACACUUAGCCGUUGCACCCCUCUCAGUGACAGUGUAGCAUUGCAUUUUGUUGCAGUGAUGAUGCUGUGGCCAGAGACCAUCUCCCUCUUUUCAGGAGAACAGUUAAGUGACAGGUUGGGAAGUUAUGUGUCACAGUUGAGAAGUUCUUUUUCAAGUGAAAUGAAGCCAGUAUGCAAUGGCAGAAGAGCCGUUGUUCAUUUUUAUCUGGGGAAGAAAACAGGUUAUGAUCGUCUAAUCACUCAGAGGGACAUUGACACAUGUGUGAGCUCAAUGCAAACAGUAUCAGGACAGUUGCAAAAUGGAAAGAUUUGGGAGAAUGAGAAAGUCCAAAAUAUGCUCCGCAGAGUCAAAGGAAAGAUUUGUAAAAAUGGCAUUAUGGCAGACACAUUAAAUCCAAAUGUAAAGGUUGCAGUCUCUCCUUUGUUUAAAAGUCAGUUGUGUGGAUAUGAGGGUGACGGAGUAUCAUUUUUUGUUGGAUUUUCCAUUAAUGGUCCAGUUGCACUUGGCAUUCAGCCCUUAUAGACUUUUUUAAUUUGGUUUAGUAAAUGGCUUCACACCCAGUCUUUGUAAUUCAUGUUCAUAACCUAAAUCCUAAAAGGUCACACCAUUGAACAAACUUUUACCUGAUGUUCAAGUUGUCAUAUUUUGGAUAGUGUUUUCAUGUCAUAUUUUGGAUAUUGUUGUCUAGUUGUCAUAUUUUGGAGUUGUCAUAUUUUAGAGUUGUCAUAUUUUGGACAUUAAUGUAUCAUAUUCAUCAUAAGCUUAAGCUAAAGGGGUUUAUUAAUUCUUGUCAAAUUAUCCCUAUCUUAUUUUAUUACUUUAUAUUUUGUAUUCUCUGUAUCAUACAUAAUUGCUAAAUUAAUUUUACUUAGGGUUUGUAGCUUGCUAAUUGCAGGGCAAUUUAGUCCUGCUGUAAAAUUCUUCCUUUUUAUAAAGCGUAUUGUAUUUAAUGGUUAACUUUUACAUGUUUUUUUUUUUAUUCCAUUAUUUUGUAACUUAUUUUGUUUUUAUUAAUUGUUGUAUAAUGUUUAUAAUGUUUUAUUGUUUAUAAUGUUCCAUAUAAUGUUCUCUUUGGAACAAGAAAAAAAUCAAACAUUAAUGUAACAGUUGUCAAAACCUCACUGUUUCUUUCUCGAGGUUAUAGAAAACCAAACUGUUAUGCAUUAUGGAAAAAAACUUUCCUAUAAGAUUCUAUGUUAAUUACAUAUUUCCUCCUUCAA
Molecule: messenger RNA, 5542 nt
Organism: Clarias gariepinus (North African catfish)
Lineage: Eukaryota; Metazoa; Chordata; Actinopteri; Siluriformes; Clariidae
Product: sterile alpha motif domain-containing protein 9-like
Exons: 4
Coding region: 252-4844 (1530 amino acids)
Cellular component (GO): cytoplasm
Molecular function (GO): protein binding
Source: RefSeq, a predicted model, not a curated record